Molecule: messenger RNA, 2505 nt
Organism: Megalops cyprinoides (Indo-Pacific tarpon)
Lineage: Eukaryota; Metazoa; Chordata; Actinopteri; Elopiformes; Megalopidae
Product: G-protein-signaling modulator 2-like
Exons: 14
Coding region: 3-2036 (677 amino acids)
Molecular function (GO): protein binding; GTPase regulator activity
Source: RefSeq, a predicted model, not a curated record
CAAUGGAUGCAAGUGGUUUUUUGCUUAGCAUGCGAGAUGACGACCAGUCCUUUCAUGUACGCUACAGAAUGGAGGCCUCUUGUCUGGAGCUGGCCCUGGAGGGAGAGAGGUUGUGCAAGGUGGGUGAUUACCGUGCUGGUGUCUCCUUCUUUGAGGCAGCCAUCCAGGUAGGCACGGAAGACCUUCAGAUCCUCAGCGCUAUCUACAGCCAGCUGGGGAAUGCCUACUUCCAUCUGCAUGACUACGCCAAAGCCCUGGAGUACCACCAUCACGACCUGACUCUGACCAGAGCUAUCGGGGAUCAGCUUGGAGAGGCGAAGGCGAGUGGUAACCUUGGCAACACGUUGAAAGUUUUAGGACGGUUUGAUGAAGCAGCAGCAUGUUGUCAGAGGCACCUGGACAUUUCCAGGGAGCUUAACGAUAAGGUUGGGCAGGCCAGGGCUCUGUACAACUUUGGGAAUGUUUACCAUGCCAAGGGGAAGAGUAUCUGCUGGGGUGGGACUGAUCCAGGAGAAUUUCCAGAGGACGCCAUGACAGCACUAAGGAAAGCAGCCGAGUACUACGAGGCUAAUUUGUUGAUUGUGAAGGAGUUGAGGGACCGAGCCGCCCAAGGCCGUACAUACGGUAACCUGGGCAACACACACUACCUGCUGGGGAACUUCCGGAGUGCAGUGGCAGCUCAUGAGCAGAACCUUUCUGUUUGUUUUCCUUUGAAGCGUCUCCUUAUUGCAAAGGAGUUUGGAGACAGAGCCGCAGAGAGAAGGGCAUAUUGUAACCUGGGGAAUGCAUAUAUUUUCCUUGGAGAGUUUGAAGUAGCGGCUGAACAUUACAAGAAGACUUUGCUGCUUGCUCGACAGCUCAAGGACAGGGCGGUGGAGGCCCAGGCCUGCUACAGUCUGGGGAACACCUACACCCUGCUGCAAGACUACGAGAGGGCCAUCGACUACCACCUCAAACACCUCAUCAUCGCUCAGGAUCUCAACGACAGGAUUGGAGAGGGACGAGCCUGCUGGAGUUUAGGGAAUGCCCACACAGCCCUUGGCAACCAUGACCAGGCCAUGCACUUUGCAGAGAAGCAUCUGGAAAUCUCCAGAGAGACUGGAGACAGAAGUGGUGAGCUGACAGCAAGGAUGAAUGUGUCAGACCUGCAAUUGGUCCUCGGUCUCAACACUAGUGGCAGCAACUCUGCUCUGCCCGAAAACCAAAUCGACUACAACCUUCACGGAGCAAGGCCCAGAAUGGGAAGGCGACACAGCAUGGAGAACAUGGAGCUGGUGAAACUCAGCCCAGACAAGAUCAAUGGUCAGAACUGGACUAAUGACAUGCUGAGUAAACAGCCUAAACCCACCCUGGCCAAGACAUCCUCCAAGCUGUUCUUCAUCAACCGUUUCCGGGGCAAGAAGAACAAGAACAACGGCUCCUCCACCAAAAUCCUGCAGGACACCAGCAACGUGCCAGAGGUGGAGGUGCAUGGGCCCGAGAAGAGAAACAGCCUGGACUUGCUGGGGGAUGAGGGCUUCUUCGACCUGCUCAGUCGCUUCCAGAGCAACCGCAUGGAUGACCAGAGGUGCUCCAUACAGGACAGCAGGAGCCGGCUCUCUGCCCCCUCCAGUCCCUCCUGCAGUCCGCACGGAGUCAUGAAGACAUCGCUCUCUGCCUCAGACGCCUCUCCGCACCAGCAUCAGUUCCUGGACAUGGUGGCCAGCACACAGAGCCGGCGUCUCGAUGAGCAGCGGGCCAGCACCAGCAACUUCCCGGGCCUGCGGCUCAACCGGCAGAACAGCCAGUCCGUUCUCAGCCACCUGAUGGCCAACGCCGACAGCAAGGAGCCCGAUGACGACUUCUUCGACAUGCUCGUCAAGUGCCAGGGCUCGAGACUGGAUGACCAGCGGUGUGCAGCGCCCCUUCCCGCUCCCAAGGGCCCCACCGUCCCGGACGAGGACUUCUUCAGCCUGAUCAUGCGCUCCCAGGCCAAGCGCAUGGACGAGCAGCGCGUCACCCUGCCCUCCGCCUCCAGGAGCCUGGAUUCAAACUGAGCCAGGGACGGGAGACAGCAGACCCACUCACGUGCCUUACAGUGGUAAGGCAGAAGUGUCCCUGCGUAUACUUCCACAGAGACCCAGAAAGGGGUGUAACCUGUUGACUCCCCAGGAGACCACACGUUGCCCUGUGGUCUGAAGAGAGCCGCUGUUCUGAGCAGUGGACGCUCCAGCUGCACGCACACAACUCUUCCAACACUGCAAAGGGAUGACCCAUCAGUUUUUUUUUUAAAUACUGUACAGAAUAUCACCACAACCCAUAAUGUACUGUAUGGUGGGACCUGACUGCAAAUGUGUUUUUAUAUUGAUAUAGGAUAGCAAGCCCCUGCAUACUGUUUCACCUCACUGUGUGUCAGUGUAGGAAAGGUACAGCACUUAAUGUUGUUUUUGUGGUCAGUGGUGUGUAUGUUGAGGUAUGUUGGAUGACUUCAGUAAGGAAGGGAAGGGCAGAAAAAAAAAAAUCUAU